Trichoderma citrinoviride is the source of this 807-nucleotide messenger RNA. RefSeq names its product HCNGP-domain-containing protein. The record is from RefSeq and is a predicted model, not a curated record. The coding region runs from base 1 to 807 and encodes 268 amino acids. Gene Ontology annotation, biological process: regulation of DNA-templated transcription. Gene Ontology annotation, cellular component: nucleus. Lineage: Eukaryota; Fungi; Ascomycota; Sordariomycetes; Hypocreales; Hypocreaceae. The transcript is spliced from 2 exons.
AUGGCUGGGCUUGUGGCAUAUGCAAGCUCUGAUGAGGAAGGAGAAGAUGAACAGCCUCAAUCACAAGAGGCACCUCCUCAGGUCGCCACACAGGCAGCAGCCCUCGAGGCUGAUGAGGCUCAGAAGGAAGGGGGUCAAAUAGCAGAUAAACCAGCAGAAGACGCACCAUCUUCACCGAGACAAGACGUCGAGAACCCACCACAGCCAGCGACUAUUGGCCCCAUCCUCCCCGACGCAGUACCUCUAGGCCCAUCUCUUCCACCCGUUGAUGCGCCUGUCACCACCCUUCCAGAUCCCGAUGAGCCCACGGAUGCACCCUCGUCCCCCUAUUCCUCCAACCGCGGGCUGAUUCACCACCUCACGCUCCCCUCCGUGCCUAAUCUUGAUAUCCCGCCUUCGCCGCCAGGUUCUCCUCCCCUCGAAGCCAACAAGAAAGUCGAACAGUUUCUGCAACUCAAGAAGAAAGGCGUCCACUUCAACUCCAAACUCGAACAGUCUGCGGCACUGAAAAAUCCGUCAUUAAUGGACAAGCUACUGGACUUUGUCGGCAUCGACGAUGCGGGCCAGUAUGAGACGACGCUACCCAAGGAGCUCUGGGAUCCUAGGGAGUUUCCAGACUGGGCAUUUAGGGACAAGUUGAGCAAAACUAGAGAGAAGAUUGCAAAGGAGAAGGAAUCGGAGAGAGCUAGUGGCGGUCGGACAACCGUCGACUUUGUUCCAUCAACUUCUUCGUCAGGCGGAGGACCAGCCGCCUGGUCAGGAGGGAUAAGUUCAAGGGGCGAGAAGCGCAAGGGUGGUUGGAAAUAA